UUGCAGGUUCGAAGUUGGAGCUCAAAAGCCUCUCUGGCCUUCCUCUCCCAAAGAAUCAAGAAAGAAACUCUCUCUCUCUGAAAAUUCAGACAAUGGCUGCUGUUGUCGAAGAUAUUGAGGUUGGCUUUGAAGAAGCAAUGUCGUGGCUGCCUUCUCACGUUCUCGAUGAGGCAGUAUGGGACACCAAAAAGAAUAGGGAUGAUAUGAAGUAUCAUUCUCAUCGCCAUCGUCCAAAGUUACCUACUGAGCCCUUUUCAUCGCACUCGAAGGCUAGCUCAAGACGACAUCACAAACCAAGAAAUUGGAGCAACUGGGCAUCAGGAGGACCUGGAAUGCAGGCUUUUUUCCUAGAUUCUGGCCAGAAGUCAUGCGGGACUGGUGUUUUCCUUCCUCAAAGGGCUGGCAACAACUUUCAGUCAAGCAGAAAACCAGCUUGCUCUCCGGUUCUCCUCCCUUCCCGGGUUGUUCAAGCUCUCAACUUGAACGUUCAUGAAUUAGGCCUGCAAAUUUCUCCCCGGCGAGAUCCCAAAAAUAACACAAGACGUGGAGACUUGAAUUCACUGAAUAAUAAAAAUGGGAAGGAUGUAUCAACUAAACGUUGUGUUAUUUCCCAGAAUGAAAAUACUUCGCCGGAGAUAUUUCUUCCCAAGGAAUGGACUUACUAGGCUCUCAAAACUUCCAAAGGCCAACUUUAUUUUAUCCGUUACCCCCCCAAAAUUCAUAAAAGCUAAAGCAUUAGGUUUAUGAUUGUGCUACUGACUGCUAAUGAUCGAGUAAUGUAUCAUAAAUAAUGACCGCACAAAUCAUCCAUGUGAUUGAUUAUCGUAAUUUAUUUAAAUAAAAAUACUCCAUUCAUUUCUUAGUCUUAGAAUUUUGGGAUAAGAUGCUC
Messenger RNA from Theobroma cacao (cacao), 889 nucleotides. RefSeq lists its product as uncharacterized. NCBI's taxonomy places the organism in Eukaryota, Viridiplantae, Streptophyta, Magnoliopsida, Malvales, Malvaceae. The record is from RefSeq and is a predicted model, not a curated record.